This is a messenger RNA of Fusarium keratoplasticum, 918 nucleotides long. RefSeq names its product Peptidase-S15 domain-containing protein. Gene Ontology annotation, molecular function: hydrolase activity. The coding region runs from base 1 to 918 and encodes 305 amino acids. The transcript has a single exon. The record is from RefSeq and is a predicted model, not a curated record. NCBI's taxonomy places the organism in Eukaryota, Fungi, Ascomycota, Sordariomycetes, Hypocreales, Nectriaceae.
AUGUCUGUAACUCCCAAGAACGUCUCCUUUUCGUCCCGCGGCCUCAAGAUCGCUGCUCAUCUCUACCUCCCCCCCUCCGACGCCCCCAACCGCAACGGAGCCGCCAUCAUCAUCUGCCACCCCUGGACCUCCAUCAAAGAACAAUCGCCCGCCAACUACGCCCGCGUCCUCGCACCCGCCGGCUUCAUCUGUCUGACCUACGAUGCCGCUUACCAGGGUGAAUCAGAGGGAGAGCCCCGCGAUCUUGAGGAUCCGUAUCAGAGGGUUGAAGACAUCAAGUGUGCGGUUACGUACCUCGUGAGCCUCAAGGAGGUGAACAACGACAAGAUUGGCGUCUUUGGUAUCUGUGCUUCUGGUGGCUACGCACCCUUUGCAGCACAGACAGAUCUCCGCAUCAAAGCGUGCGCAACAGCAGCAGCCGUGUGCGCCGGCACAAUGGCCCGUCGAGGCUAUGAGAAGGACUCUUCCAACAUGGACGUCCUGCACUCUCAACUUCAAGCCGCAGCCUCGGACCGCAACAGCGACGUUACAGGCGAAAAGGUAGACAUCGUCCACAUGCUACCGGAGAAGUACGAGGAUCUACCAGACGACUUUCCCGAGUCGUUCCGUGAUCUGGCGAAUUACUAUCGCACGUCUCGAGGACAUCACAAGCGAGCGACUAAUACCUGCAUUCCCCGAAGUUGGGAUAUCAUGGGGAACUUUGACGCGUUUGCGUUUAUUGAGAUGAUCAGCCCAAGGCCGUUAUUGAUGAUUACGGGGACAAAGGCUGCGACAAAGUGGUAUAGCGAAGAUGCGGUUGCAAAGGCCAAGGAGCCGAAGGAGCUUGUUGUGCUUGAGGGGAUGACGCAUGCGGAUUUGUAUGACAAGGUUGAUGAGGCGGGCAAGAAGUUGAUUGAGUUUUUUGGAAAGAGUCUUUAG